Molecule: messenger RNA, 3762 nt
Organism: Brienomyrus brachyistius
Lineage: Eukaryota; Metazoa; Chordata; Actinopteri; Osteoglossiformes; Mormyridae
Product: tumor protein 63-like
Exons: 14
Coding region: 51-2129 (692 amino acids)
Biological process (GO): regulation of transcription by RNA polymerase II; protein tetramerization; apoptotic process
Cellular component (GO): nucleus
Molecular function (GO): protein binding; RNA polymerase II cis-regulatory region sequence-specific DNA binding; DNA-binding transcription factor activity, RNA polymerase II-specific
Source: RefSeq, a predicted model, not a curated record
AAUUUGUGUCUGAACAAAUAUAUAUUAUAUAUCUAAUUAUACAUCAAUACAUGUACUGUUAUCUGUUAAUCUGGAAGAUCUCAGAGCACAGAUUGCCUUGCAGCAUGGAUUCUCCAUAUGCAGCCUUACAGUACUGUCCAGAGCACGCCUUUCAGCGGCUGAGAGACCCUUCUGCUCGCCUGUCCUGGACAGAGAGCUCAUUCCUCGCCACCAUGUCACAGUCACAAUCAUCACAGCCAUCAACAGUGAGUGACAUCGUCAGCCAGGAUGUCUUUAACCAGCUCCUGGAAAUGCUGGACCAGUCAGCCUUUCAUUCAGUUCAGCCCAUAGAACUCAACUUCUCAGAGCAACCGGUGGAUGGGUCCCCAGGUAACACUAUUGAAAUCAGCAUGGAUUGCAUCACCAUGCACAGCCCCGAUGAACACCUUACUUCUCAGUACACAAAUCUGGGGCUCCUAAACGGCAUGGACCAGCAGAUACAAAAUGGUGGCUCUUCUUCAACGAGCCCCUACAACAAUGAGCAUGCUCAGAGCAGCGUGACAGCACCAUCUCCCUACGCACAGCCGAGCUCCACCUUUGAGGCCCUCUCACCAUCCCCUGCAAUCCCAUCUAACACUGACUAUGCCGGUCCCCACACAUUUGACGUUUCCUUCCAGCAGUCCAGUACAGCCAAGUCUGCCACCUGGACAUAUUCUACUGAACUGAAGAAGCUUUACUGUCAGAUCGCCAAGACUUGUCCCAUUCAGAUAAAGGUUAUGACCAGUCCACCCCAAGGUGCAGUGAUCCGGGCCAUGCCUGUGUACAAGAAGGCAGAGCAUGUGACUGAGGUGGUCAAGCGCUGCCCCAACCAUGAGCUCAGCCGUGAGUUUAAUGAUGGUCAAAUAGCUCCUCCCAGUCACCUGAUCAGAGUGGAGGGAAACAGUAAUGCUCAGUAUGUGGAAGACUCAAUAACAGGCCGGCAGAGCGUGUUGGUAUCAUAUGAACCCCCCCAGGUGGGCACGGAGUUCACUACUAUUCUGUAUAAUUUUAUGUGCAACUCCAGUUGCGUUGGAGGAAUGAACAGGCGUCCUAUUCUCAUUAUCGUCACUCUGGAAACCAGAGAUGGCCAGGUACUGGGACGGCGCUGCUUCGAGGCCCGGAUCUGUGCCUGUCCUGGCAGGGACCGCAAGGCAGAUGAGGACAGCAUCCGCAAGCAGCAUGUGACAGACGGCACAAAGAGCAGUGAGGGUACGAAACGCCCGUUUCGGCAGGCCUCGCAUGGAAUCCAGGUGUCUUCCAUCAAGAAGAGAAGAUCCACAGACGAGGAAGUGUUCUGUCUCCCUAUUAAAGGGCGUGAGAUCUAUGAGAUACUGGUGAAAAUUAAAGAGUCUCUGGAGCUCAUGCAGUUUCUGCCCCAGCACACUAUUGAGUCAUACAGACAGCAGCAGCAGAAUCUUAUCCAGAAACAAAAUUCCAUCCAAUCCCAGACACCCUUUGGUUCCAGUUCCCCUCCCCAUGGCAAGGUGAACAAGCUUCCGUCUGUCAGCCAGAUCAUCAACAAUCAGCAGCGCAACUCACUGACCCCGGCCAGUAUGUCUGGGGGCUUGAGUGACAUGGCUCCCAUGAUGAGCACGCAUAUUCCCAUGGGUACUGACAUGACCACACUAAGUCCAACCCAUACCCUACAAUCUCAGUUACCCAUGGUACCUGCUUCCCACUGCACUCCUCCUCCACCCUACCCAAUGGACUGCAGCAUAUCCAGCUUCCUGCUGCGGCUGGGCUGCUCAGCCUGCCUCGAUUACUUCACUGCUCAGGGUCUGACCAAUAUUUACCAGAUUGAGAACUACAACAUAGAGGACCUGUCCCGGCUCAAGAUCCCCACUGAGUUCCAGCACGUCAUCUGGAAGGGGAUCCUUGAACACCGGCAGACAAUGGAGUUCUCUCCACCACCCCAUAUCCUCCGAACCACGAGCGGCUCCUCCACGGUGAGUGUAGGCUCCACAGAGGCUCGCAGUGAGCGUGUCAUCGAUGCUGUGCGUUUCACGCUGCGCCAGACCAUCUCCUUCCCCCCGCGUGAUGACUGGAGUGACUUCUCCUUCGACAUGGACUCUCGCCGCAAGCAGCAGCGUAUCAAAGAAGAGGGGGAAUGAGUGGCCUGUGUUCUUCAUAGCUGGAAAAUCCCCCACUGUCAAAUAAUGUUUGUUUCCACAACCCAAAAAAAUUGCUUUUUACUAAAUGCCCUCAUGAACACAGUCUACUUUCCUUUUAUGGUAAAAAUAUGCACUUAUUUCUUUUCAGGAGCUUGGCAGUGGUGGAUCAUUUAUUUUAAUAUCUUGAACAGAGCACUUACCAUAUGCCCAUAAAUGAUUUUUAUCCAUGGUUUAGUUAUUGAAUGAUAAAUUCCAGUUGGAUGUAGCUGGAUUUAUGGCGGAAGUUUUUGUUAAGAAAAAUGAGAUGGACACUGCCUGUUUCUCACUGCCUUGUCAGUUUUAUAAUGGUCUAGUCAACCUCUUUCAAAACAGCAUGUUGUCCAUCCUGACAUUGACCUGUUACGAUUGUAUAUAUCCGAAGUGUUUCACUACUAUGUUAGUGUUUGUUCCAUAUUGUCAGAGGAAAGUAUUAUUCUAUCUUUAAAUGUAAGGUUUUCAGACUGUAGUUUCAUUUUGCAAAAGUGUGGCUCUAAAUGCAUCGUAUUACCAUUUGUUGCACUUAAAGUAUUGUAUUAUGGCUAUAUAGUUGGUUUUUAGCCAUCCCCUGUCUUAAAAAAUGCAUUCAAGGAUAGAUGUUCAGUUUUUAAUAUCUGGCUGCUUUUUUGGUGACCAGACUCUAAGGAUACUGAACUGAGAAAUAAAUGUGUUUUACAGGAGUAUGUCCAGCAAACCACAAUAAGAAAUAUAUUGGUAGCUUUAAAGCAUUUCAUUCUUAAUUUUACAUUUUUCUUGAUUUUUCUUGGAUCUAUUGUGUAGCAGCAAACACUUCUCACAGUUUCCUUGUUAACAGUAUUUUGUGUUUUUUGUAUUUUUCAUUUGAAAAAGAGAUAUGAUUCCCCCCCCCCUCCCCCAGAUGGAGUAAAAUAAUUUGUUUUUUGAAUAGUUGGAUCUUUUUCAUCUUAGCAGUAACUAAUGGGUUGUAUUCAACUUUCCAAUGGAUAAACUGUUGUUCUAAAUUUUUGCAUAUUGUUAUAUGCUUAAAUAUGCAAGGGAUAUUUUGUAUUUUUAAGGGUAAGGAAGUUUUAGGUUGCUUUAUCACAUUUCUGCUGCUCAAAUAAUAAAUAACCAAGUGACUGCAAUUUGAUUUUGUUCAAAAUAUAGUUCUACUCAACUGUAUGUAUGCAUCUCUUUAUAAUAAAAUACUAUUGUGUGUCCUGAAUUUCAGAUAAAGGUAUUAAAAAUAUUUGUUUUUUUUUAAUGGCAGACAGCAUAUAGUGCGAAGAUUGUGGUGUAAGGAGGUGGAAUACCUUUAAUAUUAUGUUACUCUAUUAAAGAGUAAAAUAUGUAGGGUUAAAACAUUUCAGGUUGACCCAAAGCACAGUGAAAGGUAAAUUUUUUUUUCAUAUUUUUGAAUAUGAAAUGUUUUCAAAACAGACAUUUCGGAGAGAACCACAUGUGAAUGUCACAUUAUUACUUUCAUUUUGUAUUUCGUGUUUGUUUUUAUAUUUACUUAUUCUGGAAACUGUCAUUUUGUAAAAUGUUUUGUAAAUACAUCGCAAUUUACAGAUUUAUAAACAAGUUUUCCAUAUUUUCAUACAAACUAAAUAAAAAUAAAGAUAACUGGUUAAUGAAA